Messenger RNA from Malus domestica (apple), 1304 nucleotides. RefSeq names its product protein TIFY 9. Gene Ontology annotation, biological process: response to wounding; regulation of jasmonic acid mediated signaling pathway; regulation of defense response. Lineage: Eukaryota; Viridiplantae; Streptophyta; Magnoliopsida; Rosales; Rosaceae. The record is from RefSeq and is a predicted model, not a curated record. Gene Ontology annotation, cellular component: nucleus.
CUCUCUCUCCUCACUCACAUUGCAUGAAUCUCGUGCCCCUUAAAAGUCGCCCCCCUCUCUCUCCCGCCUUCGUAUUUUAAUAAGUUGCUCAUCUAAUCCAAACCUCCCCAACCCCAACCCCAACAUUCCUCCAAAUUUCAAAUUCCAAACCAAACUCUUUCAAGCAAUUCAACAAACACCUUCUAAACAUGCCCAGAGCCACCGUUGAGCUUGAUUUUUUCGGCAUGGACCAGCACCACCGCGAUGCCCCCUCCUCAUCCUCCAAAUCCCAGUUCCAGAAAUUUCUCCACCGCCCCAAAAGCUUCCGAGACAUUCACACCGCCAUGUCCAAGAUCAAUCCCGAGGCCUUCAAAUCCGUCAUCGCUUCCGGCAAUGCCAGCCCCAGCGUUCCAAAUCCAGGAAAAUCAUUUUCGGUGCCGUCGAGCCCCAAGGCGGAGCAAGUUCCGUUUUCCUCGUUGCCGCUCUACGUUCCCACCGGCACUUCCGUUUCUUCUUUCACGGUUGCUGCUUCAGAGAGCCUUCAGGAAACGAAGCCGCUGACUAUUUUCUACAACGGUACCGUCUCUGUUUUCGACGUCCCUCGCGACAAGGUGGAUAACAUAUUGAAGCUUGCCAUAGAAGGAAACUCCGGCAAAGCUGCAGAGGCAUCGGUAGCCGUCGAUCCAAAACUUGCUUUUCAUCCAAGCGAGCAGCAUCAGACCCAGCAGCUUGUGGAUCCUCUUAGCGAAUAUCUACCGAUUACUCGCAAUAAGUCAUUGCAAAGGUUUCUUGAGAAACGCAAAGAGAGGUUGAAUUCGGGGUCUCCAUAUGCCUGCCAAACCUAAUUAUUGACAACCAGCACAAGGCAAAAGUAGGAGGAGGAAGGAGGAGGAGACGUGUGUCGGAGAUGACUGAGUCCAACUUCCUUAGCCUUAGGAAACAGAGUACCUACUUUAGUAGAAAGCGAAAGAUAAGACCGACAAUAUAGUAGCAUUAUCUAUAAUGUUUUCCUCGUGAAGGGGGCAAUAGCAAAAGCACUAGUCCUAUCCGAAAAGCACUUCUUGUUAAAAUCUCUUUGCACGUUUUAGUGAUGGCCGCGAGUCUAUUGGGCAACCUAAGCUUGGCUAGGAGUACAUCCUCAAACUUUCAGGUGGCCUUCUAUGUGGUUUAUUUGUGACCAUUUUUUAUUUGUAAAUUAUUAUUAUUAUUAUUUAAUGUUAGCAUUGAAUUUGGUGGAACCAUGCGUGUUUUGGUUUCCGUUGGAAUCAAUUCACCUUGUUUGUGUUGUAAAGUAAUAGAAAUCUGAAUUCAACUUUUUUAAAACG